GCAGGCAGGCAGGGAGGCCGGCGGCGGAGGGAUCCCGGCGAGCGGUGCUGCGGCCGGGCCGGGUGAAUGGGAUUGAAGAAGAGUUCAGCUUCUCGGCUUGUUUUUGUGUCACAGUUUCUCUCCUCCUGCGCCUCUCCGGCUUCGUGCCUCCCUCCCCGCCCGUCCCCCCCUCCCCGCCGCAGGAGGAGCCCCCCGCGGAGAGGGGGAAGGAAAAGGACCCCACAGAGGCGAGAGCGAGCGAAGAGGAGGAGGAGAAGGGAGCAACCUACCAUCUUCCACUCCCCGCUUAGCUUAAAGAAAGUGAGAGGAGGAGAGAGAGAGAGGCGCCCAGAAGAGGGGGACAGGGAGGCCCGGAGGAGCGGCGGCGCCGGCACCCUCCCCCUAUGAAGAAGAGUCCUCCCCCUCACAGAGAGGUCCUGCCAGGGGGACCCCGGCCGGCCCGCGCCACCACCGCCGCCGCCAGCAGGGAGGGGGUAGAGAGCUGAAGGGAAUAACUUUCUCCAAACUGCACGGGUGUUAGAGGAAACCAGAAACUAAAGGCACCAGAACCAGCAAAGACACUUCUAGAGAAAGUGGAGAAGGUAGAGAAUGGAGCUGCAGACUCUACAGGAGGCUCUGAAAGUGGAAAUUCAGGUUCACCAGAAAUUGGUUGCCCAAAUGAAGCAAGACCCACAGAUAUUUUUUCUUUCUAAUCAGAACGCUGAUUUGAAGAAACAGCUCCAUGAACUUCAAGCCAAAAUCACAGCUCUGAGUGAGAAACAGAAAAGAGUGGUGGAACAACUUCGAAAGAAUUUGAUAGUGAAGCAGGAACAGCCAGACAGUAAGUUUCAAAUACAGCCAUUGGCACAGUCAGAAAACAAACUACAGACGCCACAGCCGCAACCACUACAACAGCUACAGCAACAUCACCAUCAACAGCAGCAGCAGUCCACUGCACCCUCUCCAAACGUGAUUGGAUCACAGAAAACUGUAACUACAGCUUCUAUGAUCACCACUAAGACACUACCUCUCGUCUUGAAAGCAGCAACUGCGACCAUGCCUGCCUCUGUUGUGGGUCAGAGACCUACCAUUGCCAUGGUUACUGCUAUCAACAACAAUCAGAAAGCAGUCCUCAGCACUGAUGCGCAGAAUGCACCAGUCAACCUCCAGACAACAAAUAAGGUCACUGGGCCAGGAGCUGAGGCAGUCCAAAUAGUGGCAAAAAACACAGUAACUUUGCAGGUUCAGGCUACCCCUCAGCCCAUAAAAGUGCCGCAGUUCAUCCCUCCUCCCAGACUUACUCCUCGUCCCAAUUUUCUUCCACAGGUUCGACCUAAACCAGUUGCCCAGAAUAACAUUCCUAUCGCCCCAGCACCUCCCCCAAUGCUUGCAGCUCCUCAACUUAUUCAGAGGCCUGUGAUGUUGACAACAAAGUUCACACCCACCUCUUUACCCAACUCUCAGAACUCCAUCCAUCCAGUUCGUGUAGUUAACGGGCAAACAGCAACCAUAGCCAAAACGUUCCCUAUGGCACAGCUCACCAGCAUCGUGAUAGCAGCACCGGGUACCAGGCUCGCUGGGCCUCAGACUGUACAGAUCAGCAAACCAAACAUUGAAAAGCAGACUAUUAAACCACACGUGGAAGCAGAAGAGAAGCAAACAGAAAGUCGUACAGUUACUCCACCUGCUGCACCGAAGCCAAAACGAGAAGAGAACCCACAGAAACUUGCCUUCAUGGUGUCUCUGGGACUAGUUACUCAUGACCAUCUGGAAGAAAUCCAAAGUAAGCGACAAGAGAGGAAAAGAAGAACAACAGCAAAUCCAGUGUACAGCGGCGCUGUCUUUGAGCCUGAGCGCAAGAAGAGCGCGGUCACGUACCUGAACAGCACAAUGCAUCCCGGGACACGUAAAAGAGGUCGUCCACCUAAAUACAACACGGUGCUGGGGUUUGGGGCUUUGACCCCCACGUCCCCUCUGUCCGGUUAUCCUGACUCCCCCGAAAAUGAAAAGACAGAGACCACAUUUACUUUCCCUGCAGCUGUUCAGCCUGUGUCCCUGCCUAGCCCCAGCUCCACAGACGGUGACAUCCAUGAAGAUUUUUGCAGUGUUUGCAGGAAAAGCGGGCAGUUGCUGAUGUGUGACACGUGUUCACGUGUUUAUCACCUGGACUGUCUGGACCCACCUCUGAAAACCAUUCCCAAGGGCAUGUGGAUCUGUCCCAAAUGUCAAGACCAGAUGCUAAAGAAGGAAGAAGCAAUCCCAUGGCCAGGAACUUUAGCAAUUGUCCAUUCAUAUAUUGCAUAUAAAGCAGCAAAAGAGGAGGAAAAACAGAAACUACUUAAAUGGAGUUCAGAUUUAAAACAGGAAAGAGAACAACUAGAGCAGAAGGUCAAACAGCUCAGCAAUUCUAUAACGAAAUGCAUGGAAAUGAAGAACACCAUCCUUGCAAAACAGAAGGAGAUGCACAGCUCCUUGGAGAAGGUAAAACAGCUGAUCCGCCUCAUCCAAGGCAUCGACCUUUCCAAACCCAUAAACUCUGACGUCAGUUCUGUUGCCAUCUCCAACGGCAUGGACUCCACACCUCCCCCUCCCUCUGCCCCCUCCACCUUAACCCCAUCCCCUGCCCAGAGCUGCGGCCUGAACUGUAACAAGGGCGAUGAGACUAAAUAACCCAGCGGAGGCCGGCGAGGGGGCCGGGGGGAGGCCGGCGGCCCGGUAAGGGGGAGAAGAGCGUAACACCGAAACUCUUAGCGACAGCAACACCAGGAUUUCUUCUGGAAAGUGCAGAAUUCUUUAGUUCUUUGGUUCCAGAGAGAGCAAGAGCGUGAAGAUGCUUGUGCCAGGCGGCACCGGAGUUUGCCAAUCGAUCCUUCUUAUUCUGUGUGUACAUGCAAAGUUUGGAUCACGUUACAUGAAUAGUGCCAGCUGGGGGUUCUUUGCCAGCACCAUGCCAAGUGAAAUAAUAUAUUUACUCUCUCUAUAUUUUACACCAGUGUGUGCCUGCAGCAGCCUCCACAGCCACUAUAGGUUUGUUUUCUUUUCGUUUUUGGGGUGUUUUAUUUCGUUUGGGGUGAGGAGCCAGGGAUGAGGGAGGAGAGCAGGUUUCAAAUCCUUUUCUUUGCAGACCGGUUUUGUUUAGCUAGGGGAAAACAAACACAAGUCCAAAGAGCCUGUGGGCUUUUCCUGUUUCUAAACUCUCAGUACUAUUAAACCAAAAAAAGAAGAAGAGAAAUCCAGAAAUAUAAGUUAUCAAAUGCCAGUGCCCAGAAGGGACAAGUCUAUCAAAUGAGCAGUAUUUACUAUUGUUUAGACAGGAAGAUGUACAAAAGGAAAGGAGAUGGACUUUUCACUGAGUAACCAGCACAUAUACAGGCUGAGGAUCUGUCCCAA
Molecule: messenger RNA, 3369 nt
Organism: Colius striatus (speckled mousebird)
Lineage: Eukaryota; Metazoa; Chordata; Aves; Coliiformes; Coliidae
Gene: PHF21A
Product: PHD finger protein 21A
Exons: 18
Coding region: 589-2649 (686 amino acids)
Biological process (GO): negative regulation of transcription by RNA polymerase II
Cellular component (GO): histone deacetylase complex
Molecular function (GO): chromatin binding
Source: RefSeq, a predicted model, not a curated record